AUGGCUACGAAAAGUCCUAGGGAGGCUCUUCUCACUAAAGCCAAAUUGGCUGAGCAAAUUGAGCGAUAUGAUGAUAUGGCCCAAUUCAUGCAUAAGAUCGUGGAUCUUAAUGAUGAAUCCGCUCCCGAGUUAACCGUCGAGGAGCGUAACCUCCUUUCUGUCGCUUAUAAGAAUGUGAUUGGUGCUCGUCGUUCUUCGUGGCGAAUCAUCAGUGCGAUUGAGUCCAAGGAUGAGGGCAAUGAACGCGUCAAGAAUAUUAGGGCAUGCCGCGAACAAGUUGAGAAGGAACUUAAGCAAAUGGCUAAUGAGAUCUUGUCCCUUCUUGAAAAGACACUUAUUCCUCGUGCGCAGAAUGCUGAUUCUAAAGUAUUUUAUUACAAAAUGCAGGGCGAUUACAACAGAUACCUUGCCGAGAUCGCUACGGCAUCUGAACGGGAUGAGGUUGCAAAACGUAGUUUGGAUGCUUACAAGGUUGCCACUGACAUUGGUACUGCUGAGCUUCAGCCAACCCAUCCUAUCCGACUUGGCUUGGCUUUGAAUUUCUCUGUUUUUUACUAUGAAAUUAUGAAUAAGCCCCAGCAAGCCUGUCAAAUUGCCAAACAGGCGUUUGACGAUGCUAUUGCUGAACUUGAUACUCUCAAUGAAGAGAGUUACAAGGAUUCGACCCUCAUAAUGCAACUGCUUCGCGAUAACCUCACCCUGUGGAGGUCCGAUGUUGACAAUGACGAAGCGGAGAAAAAUUCCCCCGAGGGUGACAAGCGGGAUUAG
Molecule: messenger RNA, 768 nt
Organism: Echinococcus granulosus
Lineage: Eukaryota; Metazoa; Platyhelminthes; Cestoda; Cyclophyllidea; Taeniidae
Product: 14-3-3 protein zeta
Exons: 4
Coding region: 1-768 (255 amino acids)
Biological process (GO): signal transduction
Cellular component (GO): cytoplasm
Source: RefSeq, a predicted model, not a curated record